ACCAGUCGAGCUGAGAUCAGUCACGGCCUUCAGAACCAAAUAUUGGAGAUACCAUGAUCUCAGUCUCCUCCGUCGUCUUUACUCUGGUGCUGUUCUCCGAGCUGAACAGCCCCUUGGUAACUGUAGCUUCACCUACGACGAAAGGAGAAGAUGGUGUAAUAGAGCAAGACGGCCUGAGUUCCUUUCUGGGAGACGAACCCAUGAUGGAGCAGGCGAUGGUCCCGCCUGUGUACAGAGGAAGCCUCAUGCUGGACAACAGCAUCAGAGAUGAAGAGGGGAACCCUAAGAUCUUCAUCCUCUCGGACAUGAGGCAGAAGGGACACGGGACUCGGGGGCUGAACUCGGGCCUCACCCGGAGCCUUCCUCUGCUCGCAGACCACAAGAUGAGCCGCGCUCCGGCCGAGUACAGUUUCAAAAUGGACCGAAGAGACACCGACUUAAACAUGCUGCGGUGUAUGAUCGGACGAGUGUACCGACCCUGCUGGGGUUCUUCCAACGCCAACUGAAUGUGCAGCGGAGGGCUCCUCCUCGUGUUUUACACUGAAAUGCAUUUAUAUGUCUUAAAGAAGAGUGUAAAACAAACAUGUACAACAAAAUAAAACUUUAUUCAAAUUCACAAGCAUA
Molecule: messenger RNA, 624 nt
Organism: Platichthys flesus (European flounder)
Lineage: Eukaryota; Metazoa; Chordata; Actinopteri; Pleuronectiformes; Pleuronectidae
Gene: pmch
Product: pro-melanin-concentrating hormone
Exons: 3
Coding region: 54-506 (150 amino acids)
Biological process (GO): behavior; chemical synaptic transmission
Molecular function (GO): melanin-concentrating hormone activity; type 1 melanin-concentrating hormone receptor binding
Source: RefSeq, a predicted model, not a curated record